Oncorhynchus tshawytscha (Chinook salmon) is the source of this 2774-nucleotide messenger RNA. RefSeq names its product solute carrier family 29 member 1a (gene slc29a1a). The record is from RefSeq and is a predicted model, not a curated record. The transcript is spliced from 14 exons. Gene Ontology annotation, cellular component: plasma membrane. The coding region runs from base 285 to 1658 and encodes 457 amino acids. Gene Ontology annotation, molecular function: nucleoside transmembrane transporter activity. NCBI's taxonomy places the organism in Eukaryota, Metazoa, Chordata, Actinopteri, Salmoniformes, Salmonidae. Gene Ontology annotation, biological process: uridine transmembrane transport; nucleoside transmembrane transport.
AUGAAUACACCCCUGUCACUUCAUGAGCUGGGGGAUAUCCAUGCGUCUCCUCACUAUUUCGUAAAUUCGGAAUCUAAUCUGGACAGCGUUGAGGAUAGACUACUCUUCUCACGCUAAGACCACCUCUUAACCAAGGCUUCCUCCCAUGUAUAAAUUGAAACGAUGUUCAGCUGCCAAUCUAUCCUUUCAGUAAAUCAACUCUUGGAUUUAGGCUACUCCUGCACUACUCUAAUACCCGUGACACAUUUUGACUUCAGAGCUGGUUCCUGCAGUACUUCAGGACAAUGACGGCCAUCAAUGCUCCACAGGACAAGUAUAAUGCGGUGUGGAUAAUUUUCUUCAUCCUUGGCUUGGGAACCCUCCUGCCAUGGAACUUCUUCAUGACUGCAACCAUGUACUUCACCAGCCGACUGAAGGACCCAGCCAUCGAAGGCUCAGCGAAUCUGACGGCCAACGCCACGGUAGUGGAGGCAGACACGAGGAAUGUCCUGGAGUCCAAGUUCAACAAUGUGAUGACCCUGUGUGCCAUGGUGCCCCUGCUCAUCUUCACCUGCCUUAACUCCUUCAUCCACCAGAGGAUCCCUCAGAAUUGCCGUAUCGCCGGCUCCCUGUCUGUGAUCCUGUUGGUUUUCCUGUUGACGGCGGUGCUGGUCAAAGUGGACAUGAGCCCUCUCCCCUUCUUCUGUCUCACCAUGAUCAAAAUUAUCUGCAUCAAUUCGUUUGGGGCAGUGCUGCAGGGCAGUUUGUUUGGUCUGGCUGGGAUGCUGCCGGCCUCCUACACUGCGCCUAUCAUGAGUGGACAGGGCCUCGCCGGGACCUUCGCUGCCUUCUCUAUGAUCUGUGCCCUGGCCAGUGGCUCGGCCCUACAGGACAGUGCCUUUGGCUACUUCAUCACAGCGUGCGUGGUCGUCUUCCUGGCCAUCUUGUCCUACUUCGCUCUGCCCAGAAUGGAAUUUUUCCAGUACUACCUGGAAAGUAAUGGAUCCAGGCCAGCCGGCAGAGAUGAAGAGAACAAGAUGGACCUUUUGGAAAAAGCUAACAGCAAAAGGGGAUGUUGUGUGACAGACAGCCCAGCACAGAAGAGGCAGGUGGUCAGCCUGACAGAGGAGGAAACCAGGUCCAACAUAUCUGUGUUUGCCAUCUUUAAACGGAUCUGGGUAAUGGCCCUUUCUGUGUGCUUCGUGUUCACCAUCACCAUCGGAACAUUCCCUGCAGUCACAGUUGACGUCAGGUCCACCGUGGCCGAUGGGGGAGCCUGGGAUAAAUACUUCAUCCCUGUGUCAUGUUUCCUGCUCUUCAAUGUGAUGGACUGGGCAGGCAGAAGUCUGACGGCCGUGUGUAUGUGGCCCGGUAAGGACAGCAUCAUCCUGCCAGUCAUGGUGGGUCUCCGUGUGGUCUUCGUGCCUCUCUUCAUGCUGUGUAACGUCCAGCCCAGGAACUACCUGCCCGUGCCGUUCGCCCAUGACGCCUGGUACAUCCUCUUCAUGAUCUUCUUCUCCUUCAGCAACGGAUACCUGGCCAGCCUCUGCAUGUGCUUCGGACCAAAGAAAGUGGCACAACACGAAGCGGAGACAGCCGGCGCCAUCAUGGCGUUCUUCCUGUCUCUGGGUUUGGCUCUGGGAGCAGCCCUGUCCUUCGUCUUCAGAAUCAUUAUCUAGACCCAAAACACCCCUGAACACUUUCUUCUAACCAACCUGCCGUGGAGGAAGUGAUGGGGGUUGGAGGAGGUGGUGAACUUUUCUGUUAAUUGAUUUGUUCUUCUCACACGGGAGCAACGCUAGUACACUCAGAAGCAGCCAGCCUCCGAGAGUCUGUGCUUCCCCUCCUGCCACUGACUGAUGAUACUCUUUCAUUAUGAAAGAAUGCAAAGUUCAUCUAGUUCAGCUGCCUAUGUUACCGCUCUCAUAUCUUGUUCUCGUUGCCAACAUCUAUAAUGUCUCUCACAUCCUCCAAGGACCAUGGUGGAAGACAGGAGUUCUCUCCACUCAAGGGAUUAUUUCAGUUUAUUGAUCAAAAUGCCGCUAUGAGCCGUAAAUUGUAUGAGCCGUAUAUUUAUAUGGAUUGUGAAACUACCUGGAUUCUUAUGUCUUGGUGUGUGUUAUCAUUGAAUUGUAUAGGCAUUCUAAAUCUCAAUGGAGUUUUACCAGCCUAGGUAAGUGUGUAAAUGCGCAUUGUGGUAUAGCCUUGCCAUGUAAAGGUAUUUUAUAGUAUUUGAAUAUCUUUACCACAGUGAUAUAUGUAGCUAUUAAUUACAUGUGUUGUGAACGGUGAGGGUAGGAGAGUUUGUAAAACUCACUUCAUUUGUUCUGCCAGUUUGCCAUUUUUUUAUUUUUUUUAUCAAAACAUUUUGUAUCAGAUCUAGUUCUGAGUGCUCUAUUUUAAAACCGGAUUGGCACAAGUUAAAUUCGCCUGGUUCGUCUCAAUCAGGUUGUUUUUAUGAAUUAAAAAAAAAAAAAGAAUGCAACGUGCCGAGGGCUUUAAAGUACGACAAAAUAUUUUGCUGUGCAACCUUUUUAAUUUGGGCGCACCAGUGCAACAAACAUCUGUGUGUGUGUGUGUGUAUUCAUAAUUGAAAUAAGGCUUUGCUCUACUGUUGUUUCCCAAGCGCAUAAUCGUUAGCGUCAUGCUUGCACCAUUACUACAGCGAAAACGGCUUGUUUCUAGCCCAAACAGUUCGAAAGGUCUUUGGCCCAUAUUACUGGUGGAAAGUUUUUUUAUCUUCCUGUAAAGGAUUGGGGGGCUGCAUUUUACAUUCAUAAACCGUUCUAAAACUC